AUGGGGAAUAGCAAGAGCAGCGCCCUGUCGAAGGAGCUCCUGGAGGAACUGAAGUCCAACACGAAAUACGGCGAGUCCGAGCUCUGCACUUGGUACCAGUCCUUCCUGAAGGAGUGUCCCAGCGGCAAGAUCAGCAAGCAGCAGUUUGAGGGCAUCUACGCCAGCUUCUUCCCCGACGCCGACCCCACCGAGUACGCGCGGCACGUGUUCAGGAGUUUCGACACCAACGCCGACGGCACUUUGGACUUCAAGGAGUACAUUGUCGCUCUGCACCUCACGUCCGGGGGGAAGACUCUGCAGAAGCUGGAGUGGGCCUUCGCCCUGUACGACGUGGACGGGAACGGCACCAUCAGCAAAAAUGAGAUCCGCGAGAUCGUGAGGUCGAUAUUCAACAUGAUUCCUGCCGACGACCAGAAGAAUCUCCCCGAGGACGAAAACACGCCGGAGAAAAGGGCGGAGAAGAUCUGGGAAUUCUUUGGGAAGAAGGACAACGAUAAAAUCUCAGAGGGAGAAUUCAUUCAGGGCGUGAUGGACAACAAGGACAUCCUGCGGUUGAUACAAUAUGACGAGCCUCAGAAAAUUAAAGACAAGCUGAAAGAGAAGAAGCAAUAA
Messenger RNA from Cyclopterus lumpus (lumpfish), 612 nucleotides. It is a transcript of the gene rcvrna, whose product is annotated as recoverin a. Gene Ontology annotation, molecular function: calcium ion binding. The coding region runs from base 1 to 612 and encodes 203 amino acids. The record is from RefSeq and is a predicted model, not a curated record. The transcript is spliced from 3 exons. Lineage: Eukaryota; Metazoa; Chordata; Actinopteri; Perciformes; Cyclopteridae.